CAAUAAGGAUGCAAAAAAAUCAACUGUGUUGUAGAUCUGCUGGUUGUACAAGUAGCCUACGGCACACACGGGCCAUGAUUUGGGUUAGGUCGAAGCGGUUCACUUCACCUGUUGCGAACGCGCGCCGUGCCCGCGAUGAUUGCAGCCCGCCUGUAGGUGGAGUCAUGAAAACAUCUGGUGAUGUUGCUUCUCCGCCGCGUCCUCACAGUGGCUGAACCUGCGGGAGUCCGUCUCCCACGGUCCCUGUCUCACACCGCCCUAGGCUGAGGAGGCGGCUUGAGAGAGAGAGAGAGACAGGCGUUCUAACAAGAGGUUUUGACAAAACCGUCUGCGCGGCAGCCGAGAUUAGGCUGAACUGAAGUCACCCCGCUACAAUGAAGGAAUUACAGACCGUGUGUCAAUAAUAAACCGGAGCGAUGGGUUUCAGCUAACCAAUGCUGCACGGGGAAGGUGCCUCUCUCGCCGCCGGACCUAACAGUAUUCCAUAAAGGAAGGCACGCGCUGGGACUGAUGAAGUCAUCCCUACAAGCCCCGAGAGCCAACCCUUAGCUACCGUGUAUUCCCCCUGAUGCCUUUAUCAAAAAAGAACCCCGUCGCCAGCGAACGUCUAGAGAAGUAGGUCACCGCUUCGGAAUGUAUCUACGGAGCCCUGGGAAAAGGUGAGGAGUGGAGAGAGCUGCUUGUCAGCGCUGUCUCUUUUUGCAAGAUAAUUUAGGAACGUGGCUCUGAAUGAUGUUUAUUACCGCCGGUGUGGUAUUACGAAAGCAUGUGUCGAGUCUGCAUAAAUGAACAUUAAAUGGCAUUCAGUGCAUACAUUUAUUAGACUGUCUUUGCAGUAGAUACAUGUAGAUACAUGCAAGACAGAAUCGCUGGCAAGAAUGUUUUGAUUUCUGCGGCAGCGUGUGUUUGAAACAGUUUACAGAAACAUUGGAACAAUGUGUUCGUUCUGGAAAUUCAACAAAGUGCGUAACAAAACACCACAAGCAACCACGGAGUGCUGCGGAAGACUGGACUGAGUCAUCAUGUCAAGAUUUGCUUGGUUAGCGAUGCCGUAGGAUGGAGAGGAUGGAUAAGUUUUUGGAAAUAGCGCCUCAUUCACUGGCCAUAGUGCUGUCUCGGGUCGGCACCGAGGACUCCCCCACCGUGACCGAGACGCUGCAACAUCACACGGGCUAUGAGAUAUUCGCGGACUUCAAAGCCGAGAACAUGCAACACUUCUGGAACAAAAAGGUCACGGAUGCCAUAUCAGAGACUUUCUUUCUCGGCUGGAUUGACGAGCACGUGCUGCUCAUUCAGGGCAAAGAGGAUCACUUGGAGGUGCUGAGAGAGGGGUGGAUGCGGAGGUCGCUGAAGCCACCGCGAGGGUUUGAGAUCAAAUGCCUGGGUGAUGUGUCACCCAUCAGCAUGUCUCCGAUCAGCCAGUCCCAGUUCAUCCCGCUGGGGGAGAUCCUCUGCCUGGCCAUCUCAGCCAUGAACUCGGCACGCAAGCCCGUCACCCAGGAGGCCCUGAUGGAGCACUUAGCAACCUGUUUCCCAGGUGUUCCAACGCCGAGUCCGGAGAUCCUCCGGCACACGCUGAGCAUGCUGGUCCGGGAGAGGAAGAUCUACCCGACGCCGGAGGGGUACUUCAUCGUCACGCCCCAAACGUACUUCAUCACGCCCUCCCUCAUCCGGACCAACAGCAAGUGGUACCACCUGGACGAGCGGAUACCGGCCGACCGGCAGCAGCAGCAGUGCACCUCCCCGCAGUCCGGCACCAUCACGCCCUCCGCCUCCGGCUGCGUGCGGGACAGGCCGCACCACAAGAACCACUGCGACUCCUACAACUCCUACCGGGACGACCUGCACAGCGGCCACACCUCCACCCUCCAGAGGAAGUCUCCCAAAGAGCUGAAGGAACCCCCCUACCCGACCCCGCCUCCGGUGACCUCCCUCCACCAGGCCGCCCCCGCUGCCGCCGCCAACACGGAGAAGAGCAAGAGCACCGCUAACUUCUCCUACAAGACGGACACGCUCACCAAGCGCAAGGAAGGGGUGAGCGGCGAGAAGCAGGCCAAGAAGUUCGGCCUGAAGCUGUUCCGGCUGAGCUUCAAGAAGGACAAGGCCAAGCAGCUGGCCAACUUCUCGGCCCAGUUCCCCCCGGAGGAGUGGCCGCUCCGCGACGAGGACACGCCCGCCGCCAUUCCCCGGGAGGUGGAGAUGGAGAUCAUCCGGCGGAUCAACCCGGACCUGACGGUGGAGAACGUGAUGCGGCACACGGCGGUGAUGAAGCGGCUGGAGGAGGAGAAGGCCCAGAGGAGCAAGGCGGGGUCCUCGGCGCAGCACAGCGGCCGCAGCCGGAGGAGCCGGGGCCACCGGAAGCCGCACGGGAAGCCGCGCUCGCACAGCAAGACGCGGGCGUCCCGGGGCGACCCCUCGGAGGGCUCCAACCUGGACGCGGCGGCCGAGCGGGACUACGGCUUCCACAUGGCCGCCACCCUGGCCCGGACGACGCGGGACGGCAUGUUCUCGGUGGAGCGCAGCAGGGGGAGCUACCUGGUCCACAGCAACCCCAACAUCGUGGAGUCCCACUUCCCCGUCACGCCCGAGUGGGACGUCUCGGGGGAGCUGGCUAAGAGGCGGACGGAGAUGCCCUUCCCAGAGCCCUCCCGGGGAACGUCCCACUCCAAGGUUCACCGCAGCCACAGCCACACGCAGGACCGCAAGUCGCGCAACGAGAGGUCGGACAAGGCCAAAGAGAGGUCGCGCUCCAUGGAAAACUCCAAGGGCCCGCUCGGGGGGCCCGCUUCGGCCGGGGGCACGUCCGAGGACUUCGACCACAGCCCCGACGACCGGAGCCGUUACUACACUGAUGACGGGACGCUUAGGGCUGCUAAGGCACCCCACUAUUCGCGAAUCAUGUUCUCCGCUGCUAAAUUCAACUCUGAGGUGUGCGUGCCUGACAUCGGGAAGGGGCCCCUCGAGGACCUCCGGAUCUGCAGUCCGCUCGAAAAGAACAAGAGCCGGGACAGCCUGCCGGCCUACAGCGACUUGAAGUCCUGCUCGCCGAAGGCCACGGCUGAUGACUACUUUCAGUGCAAUACGUCCAACGAAACAAUCCUCACCGCCCCUUCGCCCCUGGGAAAGACUGACCACGACACUUUGACCUCAUCGGACGGCGUCAGGAAGGGGUCUCCGUCCGACCGGAAGACCCCUCUCCUGACGUCCCCACACCCGAUGGAGUACAAAGACGACGCAGCUAAGGGACAGAACGGUGUCAGCCCCCUGGUGGCGAGCCAGACGCCGGAGCCCAUGCCCAACGGACGUUUGAUACACCAACACAACACCGACCCUGGCGGGGGGGGCAGCGCGGACAAGCGGAAGGAAAUAUUUAGCAAAGAUACUUUGUUCAAGCCCCCCCCCAUGGCCGCCAUGGGCUACGUGGAGAGUGGUCACUCCAAGUCGGGGACGCUGCGCAAGUCCCCGCACCCCAAGUCGGCGGAGGCCCCGGACUGCCCGGAGCCGGCCCCCGCGGCGCCCACCGGCGCCUCGGCCACGCCCGGCUCCGAGGCGACCCCGGGGGCCGCCGAGGCCGCCUUCGACUACUACAACGUGUCGGACGACGACGACUCGGAGGAGGCGGCGCGGAAGGCCACGGCGGACGAGGGCAAAGUGCGGGAGGGGGGCGGGACCAUGCAGUGGCUGCUGGAGCGGGAGAAGGAGAGGGACCUGCAGCGCAAGUUUGAGAGCAACCUCACCCUCCUCAGCCCCAAGGAGGGCGAGAACAACAGCAGCCAAAAGUCUGCCCACUCGGCCCGCCUGGACAGCAUGGACAGCAGCAGCGUCACGGUGGAUAGUGGAUUUAACUCUCCACGCACACGUGAGAGCCUGGCCUCCAACACCUCCAGCAUCGUGGAGAGCAAUAGACGGCAGAACCCUGCCCUGAGCCCCGGCCACAUGGGCACCACCAGCAGCGGCCCCCCCUUCAGCUUCCGCAGCAUCGCGGAGCCCCCCACCUCGCAACCAGAGAAACUGCAAAAAUCGCCCAACUGUUUAGCUUCCAUCACGAGCGUCUGACAGCGGCUUCCCCCUCCCCCUUUCCCCCCCUGGACACGCCCACAACCCUACACUACAGCAGGACUGACUCCGCCCCCCCUAACACAGAGACUGUUUCCACGUCGCAAACAAAAAUUUUAAUGGAUAUCCUUUUUUUCCUCAUUGUGAGAUUACUACCCUCAGAUUGAGAAACUUCUUUAAAAAAAAUGAAAAAUAUUUGUCUUAUGUGACUCAAACACUAUUUUUUGUUGUUUUGUUUUUCCUUAUUUCAAAUAUUUUUUAAAUUUGUUUUUUUUUUUAAUUAAGUCUUGUCUUAGAGAAAAAUGGUAAAAAGUGAAAAUGAUCUGUUAUGGCAUUAUAAUUAAUCUGAUUUGAUUAGGAGAACUUUUUCUGUGACGGGCAAAUUUGUGGUUACAAUUUUUGGGUCUGAAAUUUUGGAUGUGAAUACACAGCUUUGGAAAGAAUAUGGAAAAAAUAAUAGAAAAGCUAAAAGUUAGAUCCUUACUUUAAAGACAGUGAGUAAAAUAUAUAUGGUUAUCCAAUGUCUCCCUAUUCCUGAGUAAAUUAAAACAAAGCAUUAUUUUUUGGUACACUUACCAAAAGACAUUUUCUCAUUAUAAGAUUGCUAUUUAAGAAUGUAUUUUAUUCUUCUCUUUAAGAAACGAUUCUUGUGUCCACAAGUUAUUGAGAUUUAUGUAAGAAAGAUUCCUUCAAUGAGAAAUCCCUUAAUAAUGUACGAAAGUAAUUUCCUAAUCUGGAAACUGAUUAUGUGGAAAUGACCAAAUUCUUAUUUUUAUUCUUUAUUUUAGAUUUGUCCGUGUACUGUUUUAACACUCUCAUCUCCGGUUAAGUGUUUUAUUAUGGACCGAAAACCAUCUCAUAUUUCUUUUAUCCAGGUAAUAAAAUAGCAGUUGCUUGUUUGUGACCUGACGUCAAGUUGAAGUUCCACUUACUCUUUUUCGAGUCCUAUCUUGUGUUAAAAUCUCAGGUCAUCACUAGUUGCUCAGUAAAACUGUGUAGCAGUUGGGUCCACGUGUCUGUCGCUGUUUCUGGGUUAGUGGCUCGAGAUGUGUAGUGGAGAGACCGCUGGUCAGGUGACAGGUGUGCUGAUGUUGGGCUGCACGCGCUCAGUAAUUGAAAGUCGGCAAAAUCUGAAGUUAUCCCAGUUGCUGCUGUCCAUGUUUUUUUUCUGCGUUACUUGAUUUAAGUUGGGUCAAAUGAAAUGGGUUCCAAAAAAACUCAUAUACAUUACAUCAUAUACAAACAUUUCGUUUUGUAUGGGUAUAGUAUGAAUUUUUAUUUAUUUAUUUUUUGGGUGGGGGGGAGGGACACACACACACAUCAACUUGCCACAGAGGAUUUGUUUUCAUGUCAGUGGUGUCAUUUAAUUUAGACGGUUCUGAAAUUCUUAAGGCUGUUUGAUGGGCCACUGGGCUGGGCCUGGAAAUGCUGAAAGAUAAACUGAGCCUCACCAUUGAUCUACAUCUGCAUGUCAAACCCAUAUCUGUGGUCUCAUCACCCCCAGCUAGGGGUCUGCAAACCACAUUUGGUGCCCUUUGAAGGAAUCAGUUUUGGGAGCGCUAUUAAGUACCAGGGUGCGCACAGAGGUUUUUGGACAACUACCCUGAAAGUAAUUCUCUAGGUGCCAGUACUGCUGUUCGUUUUUCAUAUAUAUACUACAUGUCCCACGCAUCACCUCUUCAAGCUGUUGUGUCAUUCUUUACAGUGAAACAUACUGAUUUUUUUUUUCUUCAGUUUAGUACCCCAUGCAAUUUUAUAUGGUCGUCAACUGGCUAUUGAAAUGAAGAGCAGCUGUGUUGGUGGAAAUGUGGCAGACUGCACUGCAGUUGCAAGGGGAGAUGCACUGUCUGCUCUCUGGCUAGAAUCUAGAAUAAAGGUGGAGUCGUGUGAUUGUAGCAAAUUGCAAGUGGAAAAAAAAUCAUUUUGGCCCAAUGCACAAGUGUGUGUGUGUGUUUUUUUUAAACCUGAGAUAACACUAUAUUCUGUUUCAUUUUACUGACCAUAGUGGUGAAUACAGCAGAUUGUUUUUUUUUCAGGUGAUGAGCAGAUUUCACAUUUCCUGGUGCUAUCAUUUACAUGGACACCAAGUGGCUUUAGAACACAUAUACAACUAUUGUUACUCCAUUCCUAGAACCAGUUCAAAGCUUUGCAGCUUUUGUAGUCAUCUUUUUUUCUUGCUUAGCAACAUGUAAGUACAUGCAGCCACAAACAUACACACACAUGCACGCACACACACACACCCACACACACAUGCUCACACACAAACACACACACACACGCACACAUACACUCUCGCACACUCACACAACUACCUCCACAGCUUGUCUUGUGUGUUGGCAAAAGACUAAAACUUCAUCAUUACACGUUCUCCUGUGAAGCUCUCUGAAACAGCAGCCUGUCUUCUGUGAAUGUUUGACACAAAGCAGUGGACAGUUUGAAGGGGACAGGACACAUUCUGCAUUUAAAAGACAGGACUUAUCACAUCUUGCACAUACAUUUUUUUUUUUUUGCUGAGAGUAUUUUUUCCAGUUUAUUGCAGCCACUGAUUGUUGAAUCAUUUUUUGAAUUCUAACCAGGGAAUUUAUUUCUCUGGCUCGAUUUGAUGUUCUUCCAUCCCGUAAUUUGAAAAAACUUGACAUUGGGGCUCACAUUUUCCCCCCGCCUCUGGUCCCAUCAUAUUGAAAACUUCUUUGCUCCAUGUCAUAAUAUUCAAAUUACAUCAGUAUGUGUGACCUGGAUUCAUAAAACUUUUUUGACCCCAUCAUUUCCGAUUUUUGUCAAUUUCAGUUAAGAAUGUCUGCAGCUGCUUUCUGUAUUUGCUCAUAAAUAGAGAUGGAAGGCAUGUUUCUGCUCUUUGUGCUCUUUGUGAGGAAAGUGAACCUGUAACAUCUGUUAAAAAUAGAAUUGGAGAAAAAGCUUGGAAAUUUGAAUUGAUAAGCAAGUGUUGACAGUUUUCCCAGUUUAGUUACAACUUCAUGAUUUAUGCUUCAAGGUAAAGUCAUACAUUCACAUCUUUUAAAAAACUGACAGAAUGAUUCCACCUAUCACCUGCAAGUAACUUCCUUUUGACCAUGGGGACAUUUGAACCAAUCUCAUACAUUCAACAAGUUAUCAAAGUAUCAUAUUUUAUGUUAGAUUUUAAAAAAAAAAGAACCUUUCCUGAUCUACAUAACUAUCAUCAGAUUUCAUGAUAAAAUGUUGAGUUCAAACCACCCUGUUGCUCUCAACACUGAGAGGAAUCUUGCUGCCAACAGCUCUCUGUUAGACACUCGCUUUGGGCAAAGUUAAAUUUUGAAAUCGCCUAACAAAUCCAGAAGCCCUGGAAGAGCUACUAUGGGAGAUGUAUAGCAUUGACAAGCUGAGAUGAGCAACCCAUUCCUACAUAAAUCCCACCAGCCUAUGUCUAUACAGGUGUCAAUCAACACACCUUGCUUUGUUUGUUUUUAUUAUUAUUCCUUAUUUUAAAUGGAAAUGCCAUAAGAAAAGGAAUGACUUCCUAUCUAACUAGGAGCACUCUGUCCAAGUCCCUGCUAAAACAGACCUUUUUUUGGUAGGUUUUUUACUGUUUUUUUAUUUUAUUUUAUUUUAUUUUAUUUUUUAUUUUUGGGAAACAGAAUGGAUUCUAAGUUUAUUCAUUUUGUUUUGUAUUUUCAUUGCUUCUGAAAGUUUAAAGGGAGUACUGCAUCCAAGACUGCCUUGUACAUUAGAAACAUGUUUGCACUGAAAUGCCUGCUCUCUGGUUGCUGUAAAGUCCAUCCAGAAGGAUGCCCUGUUUAUAUUGUAAAAUAUUUCAUAAGAAAUAAUGACAGUCCAUGAAACGUCUUCCCUUAACAUAAUGGAUUUAUAAUGGCGUCUAAUAACAUUGUUUUUAAUCGUGACCGUGUAUCAUACUGUAAAGGACGUUGAUCUGUCAUGCUUAGUACAAUAAAGUUAAAGGAAAAAUAAAACAGAUGAGGGAUCUUUUGUAAUGUCUAUAAUAUUUGAAAGUCCCUACUUGUGUAGUAAUGGUGUUUACUGUUGUUGUAGUGUAUGUGAUAUACCUGUUUGGAGGGUUGUGUAACUUACUUUUUAAGACAAUAAAAUAACAUGUUUGGUUA
This is a messenger RNA of Anguilla anguilla (European eel), 8153 nucleotides long. RefSeq names its product storkhead box 2a (gene stox2a). Gene Ontology annotation, cellular component: nucleus; cytoplasm. Gene Ontology annotation, biological process: positive regulation of transcription by RNA polymerase II. The record is from RefSeq and is a predicted model, not a curated record. Gene Ontology annotation, molecular function: DNA-binding transcription activator activity, RNA polymerase II-specific; RNA polymerase II transcription regulatory region sequence-specific DNA binding. The coding region runs from base 1057 to 4056 and encodes 999 amino acids. Lineage: Eukaryota; Metazoa; Chordata; Actinopteri; Anguilliformes; Anguillidae. The transcript is spliced from 4 exons.